UGGGCUAGGCCUGCGCUCACACGCUCACACGCUCUUCCCAGCGAACAGUUCUUCGGUACAACACCGGAACUGUGAUGUCCAGACAGGGAAGCCCGUGCUGUCUGCUCCCGGUCUAUAUAUUUAUUUAUUUUGUUCCACAAAGCCAUCCGCGAUGUCCCGCUGGAUUCCGACCAAAAAGGAGAAGUAUGGAGUUGCUAUCUAUAACUAUGAUGCAAAGGGGGAGCAAGAGCUGUGCCUGCAGGUGGGGGACACCGUGCACAUACUUGAGAUGUUUGAAGGGUGGUACCGAGGAUACACUCUACAGCAGAAAUCACAAAAGGGCAUUUUCCCAGCCACCUAUAUCCACUUGAAAGAAGCUAAAGUUGAAGGGACGGGAAAAAAGGAGACAGUAAUACCUACAGAUUUGCCCCUGGUACAGGAACUGGGUGCUACCCUGAGAGAAUGGGCACAAUUAUGGCACAGUCUUUAUGUGAACAGUAAGGCCACACUGUUUCGGAGUGUUCAGCAGAUGGCCUACAGUCUGAUUGAAUAUCGCUCACAGAUUGUGUCAGGAACACUUCCCAAGGAUGACCUUGUAGAGCUCAAGAAAAAAGUCACAGCAAAAAUUGAUUAUGGAAACAGGGUUCUGGGGCUGGACUUGGUGGUUCGUAAUGAGGCUGGCAACACAUUAGACCCAGAAUGCACCAGUACAGUCAGUUUAUUCAGAGCCCAUGAGUCUGCUUCCCGCAGUAUUGAUGAGCGGAUACAGGAAGAGAAGACACGUCUCCAGAAUCUUGCCAUACGUCGCCAGUCUCUCUUCAGUACAGCACACACAUACAGCCUCCUUAUGAACCUCAAGAACUUUGUCUGCAACAUUGGUGAAGAUGCAGAGCUGCUUAUGUCCCUCUAUGACCCAGACCAGUCUGAGUUCAUCAGUGAAAAUUUCCUGGUACGGUGGGACAGUAAAGGCAUGCCCAAAGAGAUCGAGAAACUCAACAACCUACCAGCACUUUUUACGGACCUUAGCAGCAGCGAUCUGAUCAGGCCCCAUCUGUUCCUGGUGUGUCAAAUCAUCCGAGUUGGCUGCAUGGAGCUAAAAGAAGGAAAGAAGCACACAGGUGGUCUGCGGAGGCCUUUUGGAGUAGCAGUGAUGGAUAUCACAGACAUUGCUCAUGGGAAAGUAGAUGAUGAAGAGAAGCAGCAUUUCAUCCCUUUUCAGCAGAUUGCCAUGGAAACGUACAUCCGCCAAAGGCAGUUGAUCAUGUCCCCUCUCAUCCCCUAUCGUGUUAUUGGAGAAAAUGAGCCUCUUGCAGCUGUUUUUAACAAAGUCAUUGCUACCCGAGAGGUCAACCACAAAGGACAGGGUCUGUUCGUGACCCUAAAGCUGCUCCCAGGAGAUCUGGCCCAGGUUCAGAAGGACUAUCCUCACUUUGUGGAUCGCACAACAGCCAUCGUGAGGAAAAUGGGCUUCCCUGAAAUCAUACUCCCAGGAAACGUGAGAAAUGACAUCUACGUGACGCUGCUACAGGGAGAGUUUGACCGUGGCAAGAAAAAGACACCUAAGAACGUAGAGGUUGUGAUGAGUGUACUUGAUGAUGAAGGGAAUCCGAUAGAGAAAGCCAUAUUCCCAGGAGCAGGCUAUGAGGGGAUCACUGAAUACAAGUCGGUCAUUUACUACCAGGUGAAGCAGCCAUGCUGGAAUGAGACAGUGAAGGUGGCCAUCCCCAUAGAGGAUGUGUGCCGCUGUCAUCUCAGCAUGACUUUCAGACACAGAUCCUCUCAAGAUUCUAGAGAUAAGUCUGAAAAACCAUUUGGAAUGGCUUUUGUUCGGCUGAUGAAGUCAGAUGGUACCACUCUGCGAGAUGGAAAACAUGACCUAAUUGUCUACAAGGUGGAUGUAAAAAAAGCAGAAGAUGCCAAGACCUGUCUGACUCUGCCAGGCUGCUGGGCUGAGGUUGAGGAGUAUGAGAGACAGAGUGGAAAACCUUUCCAGAAUUCAAGUCUCAUCCCAGUCACUAGGGACAGCUUCCAGAUCAGCACACUCACCUGCUCAACAAAGCUCACACAGAACGUGGAUCUUCUGGGGCUUCUCAACUGGAGAUCAAAUCCUGACAAAUUGGAGGAGAAUCUUCAGAGACUGAUGGAAGUUGAUGGAGGAGAGAUUGUUAAGUUUCUUCAGGACACACUGGAUGCUCUCUUUAACAUCAUGAUGGAUACUUCUGAGGAGGAUACUUAUGAUUCCUUAGUGUUCAAUGCAUUGGUGUUUAUAAUCUCACUGAUUGGGGACAUAAAAUUUCAGCACUUCAACCCAGUUCUCGAGACUUACAUAAACCAGCACUUCAGUGCCACACUAGCUUACAUGAAAUUGACGAAGGUGUUGAAUUAUUAUGUUGGUCACACAGAGGAUCCAGCUCACAUAGAGAGGCUCUAUGCUGCCCUAAAAGCCUUCAAGUACCUUUUCCGCUUCAUUGUACAGUCUCGCAUCCUUUAUCUCAGAUUUUAUGGGAACAGUAAGGAUGGGGAUGAGUUUUUCGACUCCAUUCGGGCACUUUUCCUGUCCAUCAACACUCUGAUGGACAGGCCUCUGGAUGAAGCUGUGAAGAUAAAGGGAGCAAUUUUAAAAUACCUUCCCACCAUCAUCAAUGACAUCCAAUAUGUUUUUGAUCCAGUGGAGCUCAGUGUUCUGCUGGCUAAGUUUAUUGAGAGCAUUCCAGACUCUCAGCUGGUGAGACAAAAACUGGGCUGUAUGGUGAAGAUUGUGGAGAGUGACCUUUUCAAAUUGCCAGACUGCCGUAAUGUGCUGUUGCCCCUGCUCGCAGACCAGCUUAGUGGCCAGCUGGAUGAUCGCUCCAAUAAGCCUGACCAUGAGGCCUGUGUGCAACUUCUGAGUACUGUACUGGACAUGCUAGACCGCAAAGACAUGGGUCCCAUGGGGGGUCAUGUACAAUUAAUUAUGGAGCGUCUCUUGCGGAGGGUCAACCGCACAGUCAUCGGCAUGAGCAGAGACUCUCCUCUAAUUGGACAUUACCUGGCUUGCAUGAUUGCUGUCUUGAAUCAGAUGGAAGAUGCACACUAUGCCCUCUACAUAAGCACCUUUAAAACCAGGCAGGACAUCAUUGACUUCCUUAUGGAGACAUUCAUCAUGUUUAAGGACAUGAUGGGAAAUGUAUUCCCCUCUGAUUGGAUGACCAUGAACCUCCUACAAAUGCAAGUGUUUCUGCGGGCCAUAAACUUGUACUCUGAUGUUCUCAACCAGUACUUCCUGGACCCUGCUUAUUUCCAUUUGCAGCUUUGGAACAAUUACUUUCACCUCACUGUUGCAUUCAUUACCCACAAAUCACUGCAACUGGAGACCUUCUCUCCUGAGAAACGCAAUAAAAUUCUCAACAAGUAUGGGGACAUGAGGAAGACCAUUGGCUUUAAGCUACGAGACACGUGGUACAAUCUUGGUCCUCACAAGAUGAAGUUCAUCCCUGCCAUGGUGGGCCCGAUUUUGAAGGUCACACUAGUUCCAGAACCAGAUCUAAGGAAAGCCGCCAUUCCCAUCUUCUUUGACAUGAUGCAGUGUGAACACCACUUCAGUCCCAACCACACCUUCCAAAAGUUUGAGCAUGAAUUAAUCACUAAGCUGGACCAGGAGGUUGAAGGAGGUCGUGGUGACGAGCAGUACAAAAUUUUAUUAGAGAAAACGCUAUUGGAGCACUGCAGGCGUCAUCGAUACCUGUCUCAUUCUGGUGAAGAGCUGGCUGUGCUGUUAAGCUCUUUGCUGGAGAAUCUGCUGGCAUACCGCACUAUCACCCAUGAUGAGAGCCCUGAACUGCGUAUGAGCUGCACAGUCAAUGUGCUGAACUUCUACAAGGAGAAAAAAAGAGAAGACAUCUAUAUUCGGUACUUGUAUAAACUACGUGACCUGCACUUAGACCGUGAGAACUACACUGAAGCUGCUUACACGCUGUUGCUACAUGCUGAGCUGCUAGAGUGGUCAGAUAAGCCCUGUGCACCCCACCUGAUCCCGCAUGAGGGGGCUCCUGCAUGUACCCAGCAAGAGCUGAAAGAAUGGCUAUUCCAGGAGAUUAUAUGCUACCUAGACAAGGGCAAAAUGUGGGAAAAGGCCAUUGAGAUGAGCAAACAGCUUGCCAAGAUGCAUGAGAACCAGAUGUUUGACUUUUUGGAGCUCGGUCAGCUCCUGAAACAACAAGCACAGUUUUAUGAGAACAUCAUGCAUGCUAUGAGACCUCAGCCUGAAUACUUUGCAGUGGGCUACUAUGGCCAGGGCUUCCCAUCUUUUCUCAGGAACAAAGUGUUCAUCUACCGUGGUAAAGAGUAUGAAUGGCUGGAGGACUUUAGUCUGAAGCUGCUUUCUCAGUUCCCCAGUGCAGUCAGAAUGACCAGCACAGCACGCCCUGCUGACACCAUCUGCAGCUCACCUGGCCAGUAUAUUCAGUGCUUUACUGUCAAGCCUGUUCUCGGUUUGCCUCUGCAGUUCAAGGAUAAAGGUGUUCCAGAACAAAUUCUUAAUUACUACAGAACAAAUGAGGUGGACCAAUUCCAAUACUCAAGACCAUUCAGGAAAGGCGAGAAAGAUCCAGGCAACGAGUUUGCUACCAUGUGGAUUGAAAGGACCACAUUCAUCACACAGUACCACUUCCCAGGAAUCCUCAAGUGGUUUGAAGUGAAAUCUACAUCUGCGGAUGAGAUCAGCCCAUUAGCGAAUGCAAUAGAAACCAUGGAGCUGGCUAAUGAGAAGCUGAGUAAUCUUGUGCAGCAUCAGGCAUGUGACCGCUCUCUUGCUGUCCAUCCUCUGUCCAUGAUGCUCAAUGGCAUAGUGGACCCUGCAGUCAUGGGUGGCUUUGCAAACUACGAAAAGGCGUUCUUCACUGAGGCUUACAUGCAGCAGCACCCAGAUGAUCUAGAACGCAUCGAAGUCCUCAAGCACCUCAUUGCUCUACAGAUCCCACUGUUGGAUGAGGGCAUACGGAUCCAUGGGGAGAAAUCAACAGAACAGCUGAAGCCUCUUCACAAUCGUCUGGUCCUGUGCUUCCAGGAGCUGAGAGAGAAAGUGGAAAGACAGUAUGGAGUUAUCACUCUGCCAUGCUCCCUGACAAAAAAGAAGAAAAGUCGUGUGGGAUCAGUAGUGAUGCCUUACAUAAUGUCCUCUACACUGAGACGCAUGUCAACCAUCUCCACACAUUCCAGUGCAACUUCAGGCCUCUCCAGUGGCUCUUCUGAUGGAAACCCUUCCAGACCUGCUUCCCAAAAUUCUGUGCUGUCACUUUUAAGUGAUAAGAGAAUGUCAUAUUUGUCACGCUCUGAGGAGGAUAACCGAAUCAGCAAAAAGAACAGGAAAGAAUGGAGCGUGAGCAAGUCUCAAGUCCUUUUGGAAAGGGUGGCUGACACAAAUGAGACCCCUCCAGAAAAGCAACAAAGGCCUAAAAGUCUCACCCUUGGGGAUCGGAAGCUUGCACUGUCACUGUUUCAUGGAGAUACAAGCAGUCUCAGCUUAAACAACCCUCUUAGCCCCCUGCCAGCCUCUCCACACACACCUCGAAGCUCUAGUUAUUCAUCGCUCCUAAGUGACACUAGCAUCAACAUUGCUGAGACCCCAAAUACACCUCCACCCAUGCCCCCUAAAAAGCACCUGAACGGAAGUGACUACAGUUCAUAUGAGUUCACACCUGUGUUGCCAAUGAAAGUGGACGGCAAGCCGCCACCUCCCCCUCCCAAAACUCGCAAGUCCAUGUUCCCUCCUCAAGACUUCCAUCCUCAGUGAAAAGACUUCCUUCAAGAAUGAGGUUUCAGGAGAAGAUUUGUCUUUUGCGUGUGCCUGCAUCCCUGCGAUCAUGCGUAUGCUUGCAUGUGAGUGUAUAUACAAUAAUGGGACUCUAGCCUGCUGUUAAUGGUUUUGAAUGAUAUUUUCUCUCCUGCUUACAAAUGCUAUGUGGGUAUUUUAUCUUAAUUUAAUUUGUCAGAAUGAUGUCAGAAUGAUGAUGAAUGGUGACUGAGUUAAGAAUUCUUUUUCCUGGUUGUUCUUUCCAUUGUCCUGUGUCUUGUCAGUGUACAAAUCAGUUUAGCUGAUUCUAAAUGUGGAUGUGAGGCACAAAGUUAGACCAAUACUCCUGUUCUAUGACAGUUUAAACAGUACAAAGGGGGGGUGGUUAUAGGUUAUGGCACAUUUUAUCUAUUUUCUUUCCAUCAUCAGCAAAUAAAUAGAAGUGAUGCACUAAUGGUACAGCCAAUGAAAGGACAUUAAUGUCAAAAGUAAUUGCCAAGUGCUCCACCAAUUCUGAAUUACUUGUGAAUAGACUUUUAGAUUAUCCUUAGUUUGUGGCUUUUUUUUUUUUUUUUUUUUUGUACCAAAAAUAAAUACCUCAUGAAAAAUCUUUCAAAUUAGUCAUUCAAUAAUGUAUAAAUAUUUAAACUCUACAGGAUAAAAAAAAAAGAAAAUGUGAAAACCAUGUUUUGAAGUGACUUAAAUCUUAAUUAUAAGAAUUUUGUCAAAUACAACCCUUUUUGGAAUUGUAAAGCAAUUUAGGACAUCUAAGAAAUGAGCAGGUAUGAGUAGUUAGGUAACCAAACCACUUAAGCAGUGGUGUCCAGUCUUUUCCCCUGAUUAAACAAGUAGAGUCAGGUGUGUUUUAGCUUGUUUGAAGUGAAAACCUGCAGGCACUCUGGCCCUUUGCAGAUAAGACUGGAUACCCCUGUGCUGUAGUCCUUUACUGUAAACAGUGCUGUGUAUGCACAAUUCAACAAAUAUAGACUAGAACUAGAAUAGAGGAAGUCUCUGGAUACUUUUAGGCAUAAAUUGUAGCAUUUAAGUGUUCUUACUGACAGGUCCAUUUUUAAUCUUUGGGGUACUGCAUGCUGAAAAUAUUGACUGAACUGAAGUCUGUCAUUCAUAGUAUAUCAUGACAAAAAUUUGAGGGCGGUAUCCUUGUAGAAGCAGUGUAAUGAAAGAGAAUGUAAUAAAAUGCAGUGAGGGGAAAGUGUUCUAUUCUACCAAUUUAAAUAAUUUAGUCAGCAGUUUUACAGUUCACUCUGAAUCUGAAGCAAAUGUUGUGUACAGUGAUAUUGGCCAUUAAACACUAAAACAUUCUGACCCUUCUUACAACAGUCUGUUUAUCCUGUUAUUGAGCAAUGCACUGGAUAGAAAUAUAUGUAAUGCACCAUUUUCAUGUCAACCCUGUGCUCCCUCUUAUGGGUCUGAUUUCUAGAGUUGUUAUAUAAAACUUUCAAAACAUUGGUACAUUUGGACGUGUACCUUUUGAGCAGUAGGGGUAUACUAAAACAACAAAACUUAAUUAUGUAUAGACAUAGAUAUGUUAUCUUGAAAUGCAAAUGAAAUCUACAGUGACAUACCAAAUAUAGUGAUUUGUGCAUGUGCUUCUGCAUAUGUAUUUGUCUGCACAAAAAUUUUUGUACUUAUUUUUCUAAUGGAAUAUAUGAUUAUGUGGACAGAUUCAGUAUAAUUCUACAUGAAACAAAGAAAGCCUUUUAAACAGUUGUUUGUGUAAAUAGUUUUUCACUGAGAGAUAAUUUAAACCUGGUUGUAAAUGAUGUAGUCUGAGUUGUGAUAUUACUUGAAAUGGUACCCUAAUACAAACCAAACAAAAUUAAAGAUCUUGAUUUGUG
This is a messenger RNA of Pygocentrus nattereri (red-bellied piranha), 7608 nucleotides long. RefSeq names its product dedicator of cytokinesis 5 (gene dock5). Gene Ontology annotation, biological process: small GTPase-mediated signal transduction; cell migration. NCBI's taxonomy places the organism in Eukaryota, Metazoa, Chordata, Actinopteri, Characiformes, Serrasalmidae. The record is from RefSeq and is a predicted model, not a curated record. Gene Ontology annotation, molecular function: guanyl-nucleotide exchange factor activity; small GTPase binding. The transcript has 51 exons. Gene Ontology annotation, cellular component: cytoplasm; plasma membrane. Bases 152 to 5749 code for a protein of 1865 amino acids.